UGAUGGAAAGAAAGGAAAAGACAAAGGGAAAGGUAAGAAAGUGGAGUCCGAGGAGGAUGAGGAGGAGCUCCUGAGUGAUGAGGAAGAGGACGACGAGUUUAGUGAAGAAGAGUCAGAGGAGGAAGACUCAGAGGAUGACAGGAGAGGGAAGGGGCGAGGAGGCAAGGUGACUAAGGGAAAGAAAGGGGGGAAGUCUAGACGUGGGGACUCAGAUGAGGAUGAGGAGGAUGAAGAAGAGGAGGAUGAAGACUAUGAAGAGGAUGGCGGCAAAUCCAAACAUAAAUCUAAAGAUGGCCACCACCAUAAAGGAGGGAAAUCUGAUGCUGAUGCAAAGAAAAAGAAAGGUAAAAAAAAUGAGGAAGCUCCGCAGCUCCCGAUAAAGGAAAUCCCAAAGAAAGGUCUGAAGAACAUGUCUAGGAUGUUCAUGAAGUUUUCUGGCUUCAAGAGGCGCAGGAACAGCAGGAAGAAGCUGAAAAGUACAUCACGUUUGUUCCUGGGAUUGGGGAGGAGAAAAACCCGCAUUGCUAAGAAGAAACGCCGCAAGUCCAUGCUGAAGAACACCUCUCGAUUCAUGAUGAGGUUCAAGCGCAGCAAAAAUAAUAAAAAAGACAAGGAGGCCAAAGCGAAGGCAGAGAAAAAUGGUGGAAAGAAGCCAACCUACAUGCUGCUUCGUCUGGGAGGAGGAAACGAAUCAAAUCAAAAGAAAGGGGGCUUCUUCAAAAACAUGUUUGGAAAAAAGAACAGAGACGAGCCUCCUGACAACUUCAAGAACACAAGUGCGUUGCUGGGUAAGGUUGCAGCGGCAACUAACUGGUUGACCAACCGCUUCCUGUCAACUAAAAUGCGAGAAAACGCAGGACACCAUGGCUGGGGCGGACAAAGACAUAACCGACAAGCCAGCUCCAGAGGUCGUCUAAAUGGUUACCAUAACAAUGGUUAUGAGAAUGGGGAGGAGGCUUAUGGAUACGACGAGCGACAUCCGGGCAUCCAGAAAGAUUAUGGAGGCUAUGAUGAUGGCUAUGGUGGUUAUGGAGAUGAGGCAACUGCGGCAUAUGAAAGCCGGGGUCAGUAUGGUUACUAUGACAAUGGAACAGGGGUUGCAGACUAUCAAGACUUGGGUUACUAUGAGGAAGAAGGACUCUAUGAUCCAAAUGCAGAAUAUUAUCAAGUAGGUCUUUAUGAUGAUGGCAUGGGGGACUACUAUAACCCAUAUUCUGCCCAAGUCUACUAUAACAACCAGGAAGCUGAUUACUAUGAUGACCAACAACAACAGGCAAUGGCAAUGUAUGGUGACGAGGGUCAGGGCUACUAUGCACAAAUGGGUGAGGAUGGAUUCCUUGACCCUCGAGCUCAGGGUUAUUUUGAUGAAAAUGGUCAAGGAGUUUACUACGCUAAUGGACAAGGGGGGUUCUAUGACAACGGACAGGCAAGUUAUUACGAGGACCCUUAUGCAGCAACUAUGGGAAUGCAAGGGGGAUUUCCACCAGACUAUCAAGUUAGUUAUAGCGAUACUGGCAUGCCCUAUCAAGACUACAGCUCCCAGCAGGCCAUUGGAUUUCUACCAGGAGACCAGCAGGCCUUUGGCUUUGGAGGGCAAGGGAUGGAUCAGCUACAGGGCCUGUAUGGGGACCAGUAUCCAGACCAGUAUGAUCAAUAUGGGGAUGAUACCGGUGGAGUUCAGGGAGGGGAGAUGACAUUUAGAGUUCCGAGACCUCAAGUGCGCCUAUUUGGUAAAGAGCGUCUAGAUGUGCCUCUGCCCCCUCCACCUACUUUGCCACCUGAUCCAGAAUUUGAAGACAUGUCAGAAAUCCAGUAUGAAGACCAGUAUCCUCUUGCACCAGGUCAACUUGGUGACAUGAUGUCAAUACAGCAGCAAAUGCAAAUGUCACCACAACAACAAAUGAUGAUGUCUCCUCAAGAGCAAAUGUUUUCUCAACAACAAACUAUGUUUUCCCCUCAAGAACAAGUUAUGAUGAUGUCACAACAGCAAGAGAUGAUGUUACAACAAGAACAGAGUAUGUCUGCCCAAAUGAUGCCGUCACAGAUGAUGUCACCAAAGCAACAAAUGAUGUUGCCACAGCAACAGAUGAUGCCCCAACAAAUGAUGUCACCACAGCAGCAGAUGAUGUCACAACAAAUGAUGUCACCACGAGAGCAGAUGUCACCACAGCAACAGAUGAUGCCCCAGCAAAUGAUGUCACCACAGCAGCAGAUGAUGUCACAACAAAUGAUGUCACCACGAGAGCAGAUGUCACCACAGCAACAGAUGAUGCCCCAGCAAAUGAUGUCACCACAAGAGCAGAUGAUGUCACAACAAAUGAUUUUACCACAAGAGCAGAUGAUGUUGCCGCAGCAACGAAUGAUGUCUCCACAAAUGAUUUCCCCGCAGCAGAUGAUGGCAGACCCGAUGAUGAUGUCACAGCCACAGGGUUAUGGCCCAGUGAUCCCUACUCCAACUGCCAUGAUUAUUAAGCAAGCAAAUUUGUCCCCCCUUCCUGGGCGGCGCCUGCAACCCUCUCCAACUCCAUCCCGCCGCUCUGUCAUCAUGCCCUCCCCACCGAUGCGGCGCCAUCCCUCUGCCAUGGCUUCUCCAUCACCUUCUUCUAUGCUUCCACAGAGAUUCAGCCCCUCCCCGCAACCAUCCAUGAGGAGCGGGUUCAUCAAUUCCCAAAGACCCCCCUCUGUUAUGUCGAGACAAAUCUCACCGCCUUCCUCCCCCAUGGCCUCCCCCCUCGCCCGUCGUAGAAUGCAACCUCAGAGAUCACCUUCUCCCCUGGCUCGAGGACCCCCAACCCCUCACUCUCCCCAUGCCUCCAUGAUUCGGCGAAGUCCUCCACCCUCACCAAGAGCAUCAAUGAGACGACGUUCUCCACUUUCCUCACCCCGUGCUUCUAUGAGGAGGCGUAGUCCCCCAGCCUCACCCACUCCAGCCCGCAGCCCAUUUGGAGGGAGGACGAUGCAUGGUCCAACCUCCCCUCGUCAUGCAUCUCCCCCUCACUCUCCACAGCUCAGUAGAAGACCCUCUCCCUCUCCCUCCCCAUCUCGUCGCAGUUUGUCUCCUGCAGGGCCUCGGCCGUCCCAGUCAUCUCCUACCCUCUCUCGUCGCUCAACUCGGCUGCUCAGGGACCCCACACCGUUGGCCCGGCCUAGGAUGAGGGGAAAUGUUCCCUUAGGUACUGUCAGGCCCUCACCUAUGGGCCUCAGAGGGCGCCCCGUGCCCCCACCUACCCAGAAUGUGCGUCCAUUCCGUCCCUCCUCCAUACAAAGCAAUAGGUCUUCUGUUCUCACAGUGGACUCCUCCCUCCUUUCCUCCCCUUUUCACUCCCCUCACAUGGUCCACCGUGCUCCUCUGGGGAGGAGAGAAUCUGGUCGAUUUCGUCCUCGCCCUGUGGCUCGAGGACGUCCUAUAGCUCACCAGUCUAUAAGAAGGAUGCCUUCCUCCUCUCCACAGCCCUCCCUUAAACACAUGUCAUAUCCCGCAUCCCCACGCUUUGGGCGAGAGCCAGCCCAAGUAGUAGACAUGGGUGAGAUGGUUACGGAAUAUGAACCUUAUGCUCCCUCAUCCCCUAUGUUUUCUGGUGCAAUGCGAAACCAGGUAAUUCGGGAUGCGUCCUAUGUUCCCUCACUGCAGAGACCAAUGUCACCUUAUGAGCAGCCUAUGGCCCCUUCAUCUCCCAUGUUGUCUCGGGCUCUGCAGAAUCAAGCUAUACAGGAUGCAUCUUAUGCCUCUCCUUUACAAAGGCCAAUGUCCCCUUAUGAACAGCCUAUGGCCCCUUCAUCUCCUAUGCUCUCGCGGGCUCUGCAGAAUCAAGCUAUACAGGAUGCAUCUUAUGCUUCUCCUUUACAAAGGCCAAUGUCCCCUUAUGAACAGCCUAUGGCCCCUUCAUCUCCUAUGCUCUCGCGGGCUCUGCAGAAUCAAGCUAUACAGGAUGCAUCUUAUGCUUCUCCUUUACAAAGGCCAAUGUCCCCUUAUGAACAGCCUAUGGCCCCUUCAUCUCCUAUGCUCUCGCGGGCUCUGCAGAAUCAAGCUAUACAGGAUGCAUCUUAUGCUUCUCCUUUACAAAGGCCAAUGUCCCCUUAUGAACAGCCUAUGGCCCCUUCAUCUCCUAUGCUCUCGCGGGCUCUGCAGAAUCAAGCUAUACAGGAUGCAUCUUACGCCUCUCCUUUACAAAGGCCAAUGUCCCCUUAUGAACAGCCUAUGCACCCUUCUUCCCCAAUGCUAUCUGGAGCUCUGCAAAACCAGGCAGUGAGAGAAGCUUCCUAUGCAUCUCCUCUUCAAAGGCCUCAGUCCCCAUAUGCCCAAUCUGUACCUUCAUCUCCAAUGCUCUCUGGAGCCAUGAGACAUGGUCAGGCACUAAGAGGUGUUGCUUCUUAUCAGACUCCACAGCUCCGUUCACCAUACGGACCAACUAUUGUUACUCCAUAUGAUUAUAUCUCUGAGCCUGGUCCAUCACCACUGCUUCAUGAUGCCCUACAGAACAGGUCUAAUUUGCAGAAUGUGUCAUCUUUAAGAUCCCCUAUGAUGCAACGCCGUAACCCUUAUGCACCAGCUGGGCCUCAGCUCCAUAAUGCUCUUCAACAGAACCCAAAUCUCCGCCAAGCAUCUUAUCAGACACCUAUGCAACUCAGACAAUCCCCAUAUGGACCCCCACCACCCUCCUCACCAAUGUUAGGAAGUGCCCUGCUAAACUCACAGUUGACGCAAGCAUCCUACCGGUUGCCAGAUGGAACCUUGGUGUCACCAUAUGCACAUACACCUUCCUCUCCAUUGCUCGGCAAUGCCUUGCAAAACCGACAAGUUCGUGGAGCCUCGUACACUUUACCUGAUGGAUCAGUUAUCAUGGACCCACGUAUCUCCCAGAAGCCCAUGUCUCCUAACCUUUCCAGAGCUCUUCAAAACCAGAAUGUCAGGACUGCUUCAUAUGUUCUUCCUGAUGGCACCAUUAUAGACCCGAGGCAGCAGCAAGCCAUUUCCCCAAACCUGGCUAAGGCCCUAAGCAACCCAGCUCUGCGCGCAGCCUCCUAUUCCCUCCCUGAUGGUACCAUUGUGAUUGACCCUAAGAAACCGAAGUCCCCGAACCUUACAGCGGCACUUCAGAACCCUUACCUGAAAAGUGCAUCUUACACCCUGCCGGAUGGUACUAUCAUCAUUGAUCCACGGAAACCUGCCUCUCCAAACCUCUCCAGCGCACUUCAAAACUCUGCUCUGCGGGACGCCUCCUUCACACUACCGAAAGGGGUUCAGGACCCAAAUACACCAAUGUCACCAAACUUGGCUAAGGCCCUCAGUAACCCAGCCUUGAAAGGAGCUGCAUACACCCUCCCAGAUGGAACAAUUAUAGUUGACCCAAGGAAACCAAAGAGCCCCAACCUGACAGCCGCCCUGCAGAAUCCCUAUUUAAAGGGUGCGUCCUACACCCUGCCUGAUGGAACCAUCAUCAUUGACCCACGGAAACCAAUUGGCCCUGACCUGUCUAAAGCUCUAAGGAAUGAGAACCUUCGUAGUGCAUCAUACCGGCUCCCUGAUGGUACCCUGGUUCUCCCUGGCCAGAAGCCCACCACUCCUAACCUCUCAGCUGCUCUGAGGCAAAACCAGGCCCUUCGGUCUUCAGCUCUCUAUAAUCUAGGAGAAAACUCUGUACUAUCAGGUGCACCAAGACCCACCACUCCCAACCUUGCCUCUGCGCUGCGGAAUGAGGAACUCCGUGGUGUCAGUUUCAGGCUGCCGGAUGGCUCUGUUCUCACACGUCAGUUCCACAACCCAAGACUGUCUGAAGCCGUCCAAAACCAGCAGCUUCGUUAUGCCUCAUACACGGUGCCAACAGGCCUGCAGGGUGAGGAUAAUCGCUAUGCUGUGAUUCCUCCCUAUGGGCCACGCUCAGGACACUGGGCCAGGAAUGCCCGAGGAGGAGGGGAAGGAGGGGAAGACGUUUGGGCAGCUGAGAGGGUUUUACCACAUGGGACGGUCCAGAAUCUGUCAAAGUGGGCCAUGUACAGAGAAGAUGGGGUGUUAGAAGCAUAUUCACCCACAGCUCGACUUGUGGACGGACAGCCUCAGGACACAAACUGGACUCCUGACAGAGAUAGAGUACCUGGUCAAAGCUGGUAUGACAAGAUCUACUCUAUCCUAAGCAUGCCCACAACAGGCCACAGGGUUAAACGCUGGGCGGAAGGAAUGGAGGACAUGACACAGCUGCCUGAACUGAAUGAGACCACAGUUCUGAUGAACCUGAAGAAGCGCUACGACCAGGAACUUGUUUAUACCUACAUAGGCAGCAUCCUCGUGUCUGUGAAUCCCUACAAGUUGCUCAACAUUUAUGGCACAGACAUGGUGCUUCAGUAUGGGGGCCGCGGCCUGAGUGACAACCCUCCUCAUCUUUUUGCCAUUGCUAAUCGCUCAUAUACCACCAUGAUGGAUGCCAAAAAGGACCAAUGCAUUGUGAUCAGCGGAGAAAGCGGGUCAGGAAAGACUGAAGCUACUAAACUGAUCCUGCGUUACCUGACAGCCAUACAUCACAAGUGCAACGUCACACAACAGAUAGAGAUCCUGGAGGCCACGCCCCUGUUGGAGUCUUUUGGGAAUGCCAAAACAGUGCGCAAUGACAACUCUUCACGGUUUGGCAAAUACACACAGAUCUACAUGGAGGAGGGUGUAAUCAGCGGUGCCAUAACGUCUCAGUACCUGCUGGAGAAGUCCCGCAUUGUCUUUCAGGCCAAAUCGGAGAGGAACUAUCACAUCUUCUAUGAGAUGUUGGCAGGUCUUCCUCCUCAUGAGAAGCGCUCACUGUAUCUGCAGGAAGCUGAGACUUACUACUAUCUCAAUCAGGGAGGGGAUUGUACGAUAGAGGGAAAAGAUGACGGGGAGGACUUCAGACGUCUGCUGAGUGCCAUGGACAUUCUGUGUUUCACCCCAGAGGAGCAAAACAGCAUCUACAGACUGCUGUCCUCCGUCCUUCAUCUGGGGAACGUCUACUUCCAGCCACACCAGGCUGAAGGUCAGGAGGUUGCGUCAGUGGUGAGCGCGCAGGAGAUCAGGGUUGUAGCUGAGCUGCUGCAGGUCUCACCUGACGGCCUGCAGAAGUCUGUCACCUUCAAACAGACAGAUACAGUAAGGGAGAAGAUCUUUACUCCACUCACAGUGGAGAGUGCUGUGGAUGCCAGAGAUGCCGUUGCCAAGAUCCUGUACUCGCUGCUGUUUAGUUGGCUGACAGAGCGCAUCAACGGACGGGUCUACCCUCGCAACGAAGCCCUCUCCAUCUCCAUAUUGGACAUAUAUGGAUUUGAGGAGCUACAGGUGAACAGUUUUGAGCAGCUGUGCAUCAACUACGCCAAUGAAACGUUGCAGUUCUUCUUUAACAGGGUCAUCUUCCAGGAGGAGCAGGAGGAGUACAUGCGGGAACAGAUCAUGUGGCAGCAGCAGCCCUUCAGCCACAACCAGGCCUGUCUGGACCUCAUCGCUGCUAAGCCUCAUGGGAUACUGCGCAUACUGGACGACCAGUGUAGCUUCCCUCAGGCAACAGACCACACCUUCCUUCAGAAGUGCCACUAUCACCAUGGAAACAACCCGCUAUAUGCCAGGCCAAAGAUGCCACUGCCAGAGUUCACCCUGAAACACUAUGCUGGGAAAGUCACGUACCAGGUGCACAAAUUCUUGGAUAAGAACUUCGACACUGUCCGCCAGGAUGUUUUAGACCUCUUCAUCCAGAGCAAGAACAGAAUGGUAUCCAGCUUCUUCUUAAGACACUCAGAGUCUGGGUCUCAGCAGCGGCGCAGCAGCGCGGCUCGUCGUUAUCAGGCCAACACGGUCAGCGCAAAGUUUCAGAGCAGCCUGCAGGAGCUGCUGGAGAAGAUGGAAAGGUGUAACCCUUAUUUUGUGCGAUGCAUCAAGCCAAACCAUCAUAAGGAGCCAGGAGUGUUUGACAUGGACCUGGUCAACACUCAGCUCCAUUACUCUGGCAUCAUGGAGACCAUCCAUAUCAGGAAGGAGGGUUAUCCAAUCAGAAUGCACUUUCACAGCUUCCUAAAAAGGUAUAAAGCCCUGCUCUGCCUGAAGGAUCCUCCACCUGCAGACGGAGAAAACUGUGUCAACAUGCUCCACAAGCUCGCUCCGGUCAAGAGCGGCUCGUAUCAGCUGGGAGUCAGUAAGAUUUUCCUGAAAGAGGAGCUGUAUCAGCUGUUGGAGGGGAAGCGUGACCGUGUGCUGAACAUCGCUGCUGAGACACUGCAGAGAUACACCCGUGCAUGUCUUGUCCGAAAGAACUUUGCCAAGUUGCGACAGAAUGCGACCCUGUUGAAAGCUCGCUGCAAAGGCUACCUGGCCAGAAAAAGGUUUGCCCUGAGGAGGAAGUACCUCAUCAGGCUCCGCUCUGCUGUGCUGCUCAUCGUCAACCGCCAGCGUUACAUGAGGACAGUGGUGGAGCCUGCAAGGAAGGCAGAGGAGGAUCGCAUCAACAGAGAAGUGGUAAAUGUAACAACGCUGCCGAUCCCUGCUGAGCUGGCAGUUCUGCUACAGGCAGCCUCAGGUGGUGAAGAGCUGCACUGUGACUGCUUGGCAGUGGUCCAGGCUCCAAAGGUUCAGGUUGACCCCCAGCUGACUCUGCCCCUGGAUAUCAACAACUACCUCAUGACACACUACAUCCGGGCCAUAUUUAGGGAACCGUUGUUUGGGAUGCUGACAGCCCCACUGGAGAGUUCACUGAUUCGAAUGGAUGAGGAGCUAACACAAGGAGCUCUGAACAUUUUCAUUCUGAUACUAAGAUUCAUGGGUGAUCCAAACUUGAAUGGGGCUCAGGAGAAUCUAUUUGGGAACUACAUUAUCCAGAGAGGACUUGCCAAUCCCAGCCUGCGAGAUGAGAUCCUGGCUCAGGUAGCGAAUCAGAUUUGGAGGAAUCCUAACAUUUUGAAUUCAGAGCGUGGUUGGCUCCUCUUGUCCUCCUGUCUCUCUGCCUUCCUGCCCUCCCAAAGGCUGGCCAAGUACUUGCUGAAGUUUGUGUCUGACUACGGGCCGGAGGGCUACGACUGUGUGUGUCAGCACCGUCUACUUCAAGCUCUGCAGCGGUUAAAUGUUGGGCCUGAGUAUAUCCGGACGUACCCACCCUGUCUACUAGAGUGGACUGCCAAUCGCAAGAGAGCUCACACUGUUCUGCACAUACACUGUUUCGAUGGUGUGUCGCUCCUGUGUCCUCUGCACUCCUGGACAAUAGGAGAAGAAAUGGCCAAAGACAUCUUACAACACAGGGGUGUGGUGGAGGGCCGUCGAGGCUGGUCGGUGCUGCUGAAGGAGCCGGCUCAGUGGGUGGAGCUGGAGGGCUCAGACUACGUUCUGGACUUGAUGUCGGACCUGGAGCUUCCUGCUGACUUCCCCAAACACAGCAGCUACUUCAUCAUCUCUGCACAGGAACCAACCAGAGUGCGGCCCAAUGCCAGCAUAAGCCUGUUGGGUGGUGGGUUUGACAUGAAGGAUGAUGGCAUAUCUUCAGUCAUACCUGGCUCUGUUGGGCAUGACUUGGAGCCUCAGAGAGGGAUGGAUCGUUAUCUCGACAGCCUGUUUGACCCUGUACUGUCUGAGGGAACUGGAGAAGUAGAAUCAGCUGCAGGACUAUCCAGCAGGAUGAAGGGGGCUGGGGGAGUUGGAGGGGGUUGGCAACAGGAAGGGCAGUCAACCGGCCCCCCACCUCCACCUGGGGCUGUGAGAGUCCUUCCCGUGGGAGGCGUGAUGUUGCCUCGUGUCGCGGCAGUGGCACCUGUAACACCUGAUGCCCAGCAGGCUGUUUUGGCCCAGCAGCAGGCAAUCGUGAACCAGCAGGCCAUCAUCAUGGCCCAGCAGAUGACCAUGCAGGCCAUGGCCAUGGUCGGCAGCCCAGUGACAAGCCCCCCCACCUCCCCGAUCACAAGUCCUCCCAUGAGUCCCCUGCCACACCACCCUCCCAGCCCGUACGCCUUCGCCAGCCCCUACGCUGUCAUACCCCCAAGUCCAUACGCUAACAUCCCGCCAAGCCCCUACGCUAACUUCACUCCCACUCCCUACGCUGCAGCAGACACCCCGCAGAGGCAUCCCUAUCCUCCACCUACUCGACUGGAACAAACUCCAUCGUACCUUCAAGCUCAGCCUCCUGCAGAGCCUCAGGCCCCCCACCACAACCCUCAGCCGAGCUCCACUAAAUCUAACAAAACAGAGCCAGCACAGCCUAAAGCCAACGCUGCUUCACGGGUUCAGUCAGGUAAGGACAGCGUCUCUCGGAGGAAGGCUCCAGGCAUCCCCAUAAACAAGGACACACCAGUCAGGAAGUUUGCCCCAGUUGUGACGACUCCUCCACCCCCUGCUGGAGAGGUGGUGAAGUACUCGGCUCGGACUACAGAUUUCGUCGCCCCCAGUCAAGAUAUUAAAGAAAUCAUCAAAAGGUACAACUCCCCACCUCCACCGGCAGACCUGCUGCCACCUGACAAGAGGAGACUAGAGGGGAAGUUUAAGAAGAAGCAAAACCCUCGUGAUGAAGCUUUACAGAUCCUAAAGCCGCAGAUGGACCACCCUCCUGCUCCACAGCCCAAAGGUCCUGUUGCCCUCUCACCAUCUGCUCCAAUGAAGGAGGCGGGAUUCAAACCCACCAGGAGCAUAAAGACAAGAGCACCUGAUCGUCCUCUCCCCAUACCUCCUCCAGUUUCUCGAGAGCUUCCAGUAGAGACUGAGACCAUCCAGACACAGCUUCAUCAGAGAACCAAUGAAGAGCACUACACCUACACCAAUGUUCCCUGGAGACUGUACCUCAGGAAGGAGGUUUUUUAUCCCAAAGACAGCUUCAACAAUCCUCUGGUGCUAGACCUCAUUUUCAAACAGAUAGUGAACGACACUCUGUUGGAGGCUUGCGUUCGCAUCACCCGGGAUGAAAGGCAGAAAAUGAAGGCUCUUUUCGCUAAACACGGGGUUGAACAGAAUAUGGAUCCGGUGGAGGAGCAUGUGAAGAAAACCAUUGUGACGGCUGCCAGGGAAACCUGGGAAAUAUACUUCUCCCGUCUGUUCCCUGCAUCGGGUAGUGUAGGAACAGGUGUGCAGGUGUUGUCAGUGUCCCACAGCGGUAUAAAGCUGUUGAAGACGGUAAAAAGCAGCGCUGCAGCUCCAGACUACUUCAGAGUCCUCCGACCCUACACCUAUGCAGACAUUCUGUUUGUAACCAUCCCCUCUGAGAACAUGCUGGAGUUCAAUCUGACCAACGAGAAACUGAUCCUGUUCUCAGCCAAGGCACCACAGGUCAAACAUCUCAUAGACACCUUCAUCAAUGAGAUCAAAAAGGACUCUGAUUAUGUGAUUGCAGAGCGAAACUUUGUGACAGACGACCGCUCGAUGCUCAGUUUUCACAAAGGUGACAUCAUCAGGCUGCAGGUUAUGGACGGACUGGAGAAGGGUUACAGUUACGGCUGUGUGGUGAGGAAGAAGGUGGUGUUUUUGGAGGAGCUGAAAAGAGACACUCAAGACUUUGGUUGGAAGUUUGGUGCUUUGUUUGGCCGCUCCGGCGCAUUCCCGGCUGAGUGCGUCCAUCCCGUGGCUCCUCCUGACUUCCUGUCGCUGCCACUGGACCGCAAGGCCGAGCCUCGAGGAGGAGCGGGACAGUUCGCUGUGUCAUCAGCCAUCGCUGUUGCUGUGGCGUCCACCAUGGCUGCACAUGAAAUAGAUCAAACAAUUGAGAGGGUUUCCCUUGAUGGCUUUGCUGAUGGAGAUCUGGAUGAGAGGGCCCUGCAAGACAGUAAAUAUGACAUGUUGGAGUUUGCCAAGAAGUACUUCAGACAGGGAAACAACAUGAAGGGAGAUUCCCUGAGGAGCAAAAGCAAGAACAGAGACUCCAGAGAGCCCACUGAAAUGAUCAAGUUCUCCAAGACUCCUCUGACUGAGUCUCUGAUAGAGUUUACGGACCCAGUCAUGAACAGAGUGGCAGCUGAUCUCUUCCUGUCUGUGAUGCGUUUCAUGGGUGACUCACCGUCAAAGGGAUCCACAGAGCAGGAACUGGUCAGCACUUUCCUCAAGCUCAUAGGAGAGUUCACAUUGAUGAGGGAUGAGGCCUACUGCCAACUCCUUAAACAGCUUACGACUAACACCAGCUCCAAACCUGAUAGCUGCCAACGAGGCUGGAGGCUGCUGUACAUCCUUACUGCUUUCCAUCGCUGCUCUGAAGUCCUCAAGCCCUUCCUGCUGAAGAGCCUGCUGCAGGCUUCUCGCAGCGCUGGGGCACAGUAUCAGGGCAUCGCUAAAGCAUGCGAGCAGAACCUGAAGAAGACGUUCCAGUACGGCGGCCGCAUUGUUUCACCCAACAGCAUGGAGCUGAAGGCUGUGAUGGCGGGACGUAGUUCAAAACGUCAGCUGUUUCUCUUUCCUGGAGGCAUUGAACGUCACGUGAAAAUCAAAACGUGCUCUGUUGCCCUGGAGGUGAUUGAGGAGCUGUGUUAUGAGAUGGGUUUACACAAACUGGAGGCCAUGGAAGAAUAUGCCAUAUUUUUAGUCACCAACAGAGGUCAGAAUGUGCGUCCUCUGAACAAACACGAGUAUAUCCUGGAUGUUGCAACCGAGGCUGAGUUAAUCGAUACCAACUACAGCUUCUGGUUCAGACGAGUCGUCUGGACUCAACCGCUCAAGUUUGAUAAUGAGCUCUGUGUUGCCAUGCACUAUAACCAGAUCCUGCCAGACUACCGUAAAGGCCUGCUAAAUGUUCUUCCACAUGGAAAAGUGAGCGAUCAACAGUUCCACCAGAUCUCCAAACUGGCAGCUUUGCAGCACAGAGCCAAAGACAUCGUCUUCAUCCCCAGCAUACAUGAAUUAUCAGAGUACAUCGCCCCACCUCUGUUCAAAAAGCAACCACCGCAGCAGUGGGUUACCAUGGUGACGCAGCACAUGCAGCAAGUGCAGACCCUGAACCCACACCAGGCCAGAGCACAGUUUCUGGGGCUGAUCAGUGCAUUCCCCAUUUUCGGCUCCUCGUUCUUCUACAUCCACAGCAGCAGCUCCACCACCUUCUACGCCCCCUGUAUUGUUGCUGUCAAUCAACAUGGCCUCCACUUCCUGCACAAAAAUACACACGAGCUUAUGGCAGUGGUCCCCCUGGUGGAGGUGCAGUCCAGCCGCACCCAGAGGCCCACUGCUGGAACGAGUUACCCGUAUGUAGACGUCACCCUGGGGGACUUGAACACGCAGCGGGUCAUUCAGCUGCAGCUGGAGCAGGGCCUGGAGUUGUGUCGAGUCAUCGCCAUGCAGGUGGAAAACAUGAUGUCUGUGCGGGAGAGGAGACUCACCCUGCCACCCAGUGAAAUCACCAUGUUAUAACUUAUGCUCAUGCCUCAUUGUAACGCACACACUUGUAUGAACACACACAUACAUGCAGACGAAACCCUUAUAAAUAGCCUACCUCUUUUUGCCUUCAGGUGUUUUAAUAUGUGAUGUGAAUACGUAAGUAUACCCUGAAGUCAGUCUCCUUUAACUUGUUGAUUAUACUACAUUACCUGAAACAAAGUGCAUCCUGAAGGCAGUGAAAUGUCAAAUAUACAGUGGCACUCAUAAGUUUAUGAACC
Molecule: messenger RNA, 13551 nt
Organism: Perca flavescens (yellow perch)
Lineage: Eukaryota; Metazoa; Chordata; Actinopteri; Perciformes; Percidae
Gene: myo15ab
Product: myosin XVAb
Exons: 74
Coding region: 410-13306 (4298 amino acids)
Cellular component (GO): myosin complex; cytoskeleton
Molecular function (GO): ATP binding; cytoskeletal motor activity; protein binding
Source: RefSeq, a predicted model, not a curated record